Mus pahari (shrew mouse) is the source of this 486-nucleotide messenger RNA. RefSeq lists its product as uncharacterized. The transcript has a single exon. NCBI's taxonomy places the organism in Eukaryota, Metazoa, Chordata, Mammalia, Rodentia, Muridae. The record is from RefSeq and is a predicted model, not a curated record. The annotation marks the transcript as partial.
AUCUGGUUCAAGAACCACCGGGCUAAGUCCAAGCGGGAGAGUCUCCAGAAUAUUAAACAAGCUCUGCCAGAGACAACUGGAAGCUCUGAAGCUGUUUCUGAGUCAACCCCUUUUCCUGGCCCCAUACCUGUUGAUGCCUCUGCCAAUGGAGAGUCUAUGUGUUCAGGCACAUUUGGUGAGGAUUCCAUUCCCAAACUCAACUGCAGCCAGGAAUUUUCUCUGCCUCAUUUUCUGGCCUGUGAUGGGGACAUGUGUUGUCCGCAAGAAUACCUGCUUUAUGGCCAUGCUCCUGUUACAGCUUCGAACUCUGGUCAAUCAGUAGCAGUUGAAGUCCAGACUGGCCUAGCAGUAGCUGGAGCUCCAGUCAUGGUAGGUUCCACCAAAGGUCCAGAGGCUGCUCAAGAUUCAGGUCCAUCUACAGAGGAGCUCUGGCAAUGGGUUCUUCAAGACUUUGAUGAGUGGGAGGAUUGGUAUACCUUGAGAUAA